GAUUCAUAGAGGUUACCAAAACAUUAUAUUGUGAAGGACUUCACUUGGAGCUUUUGGAAUCAACCUCUGGCGGUGGAUCAGCGGCAACUUGAUGGACUUCCAGAACCGUGCCGGGUCCAAGCCUGGCUCCGGGGGUGUGGCCUCAGAGCAGCAGCAAGCCAUUGAUCGACGGGAACGACUCCGCAAGUUGGCCCUGGAAACUGUCGAUCUCUCCAAAGAUCCGUACAUCCUCAAGAACCACUUGGGCACAUUCGAGUGCAAACUGUGUCUGACCCUACACAGCAACGAAGGCAACUAUCUGGCCCAUACUCAAGGCAAACGCCAUCAAACAAACCUUGCGCGCCGAGCUGCCAAAGAUGCAGCUGACGCGUCCGCGUCUGUCGUUCCCACGAAACCUGUGAUCGUCCCACGACGCACCAUCAAGAUUGGGCUGCCUGGGUACCGAGUCACGAAGCAGCGCGACCCCGACACCGGCGCCCGCAUGCUUCUCUUUCAAGUAGAUUACCCUGAUGUGGCUGAUGGUUUCCAGCCUCGUCAUCGUUUUAUGUCGGCAUACGAGCAAAAAGUAGAGCCCGCGGACAAGAACUUUCAGUACCUGCUCAUGGCAUGCGAGCCAUACGAAACAGUGGCGUUCAAGGUACCGAACAUGGACAUCGACAAGUCGGAAGGAAAAUUCUUCUCCAACUGGGACAAGUUGAGCAAAUCAUUCACGCUGCAGCUAACGUUUGCCGUCGAACAAAGCAAACCAUCACGCCCAGCCCCCCCGCCACCUCGUCCAACUCGACGUUUCUUGUAACGUCUCUUGGCGGCUAAUACGAGCUGAAAUUGAUUUAAUGAGUUGGGUUUCCUCUCGACUGGUCGUGUGUCUAAGGGCAGAACUGCUGAAUAAACAAGUUCAUCCAACG
Molecule: messenger RNA, 905 nt
Organism: Aphanomyces invadans
Lineage: Eukaryota; Oomycota; Saprolegniomycetes; Saprolegniales; Verrucalvaceae
Exons: 1
Coding region: 92-796 (234 amino acids)
Biological process (GO): spliceosomal complex assembly
Cellular component (GO): nucleus; U2 snRNP; U2-type prespliceosome
Molecular function (GO): zinc ion binding; nucleic acid binding
Source: RefSeq, a predicted model, not a curated record